GGUAGUGGAGAUAUACAACUUCACCCAGGAUGAUUUGAUGACUGAAGAUACAUUCAUCUUGGAUUGUCACUCAGACAUCUUUGUUUGGGUCGGCCAACUGGUCGACUCCAAGGAUAGGAUGCAUGCUUUAACUAUUGGGGAGAAAUUUAUCGAACAUGAUUUUCUUAUGGAAAAGUUAUCUCGUGAAGCUUCAAUAUAUAUUGUCAUGGAAGGAAGUGAGCCACCUUUCUUCAUGCGCUUCUUCAAUUGGGACUCUGCAAAAUCUUCUAUGCAUGGGAACUCAUUCCAAAGGAAACUUACUAUUCUGAAAAACGGGGGUACUCCAACUUUAAAUAAACCGAAACGGAGAGCACCUGUAUCUUAUGGUGGAAGGUCUAGUGUGCCAGAAAAAUCACAGCGUUCCAGAAGCAUGUCUUUCAGCCCCGAUCGAGUUCGUGUGAGGGGCAGAUCUCCAGCCUUCAAUGCAUUGGCUGCUACUUUUGAGAAUGCUAAUGCCAGGAACCUUUCAACUCCACCACCAAUGGUCAGAAAGUUAUACCCCAAAUCUGUGACCCCAGAUUCAUCAAAAUUGGCUUCAAAAUCAUCAGCUAUAGCAUCACUCACUGCUGGCUUUGAAAAACCAGGACCAGCAAGAGAAUCCAAUAUACCAAGAUCGCCUAAAAUGAACUCAGGGGCCCCCAAACCAAAACCUGAGGCGAAUAACAAGGAGAAUUCUAUGACCAGUAGACUAGAAACCCUCACCAUAGAGGAAGAUGUGAAGGAGGGUGAAGCAGAAGAUGAGGGUCUCCCAGUAUACCCAUAUGAACGCCUUAAAACAACAUCAUCAGAUCCUAUUACAGAUAUUGAUGUGACGAAGCGAGAGAUUUACUUGUCAUCAGAGGAGUUCAGGGAGAAUUUCGGAAUGGCAAAGGAUGCUUUUUAUAAGUUGCCAAAGUGGAAACAGAACAAGCUUAAAAUGGCCCUUUACUUGUUUUGAAUCUCCCCAUGCUCGGCGUUUUCUUCAGCUUCCUGCAGUUUACAUUGCAUGCGUUGGAAUGCUUGCCCAGCAAAACUGUACAUAAUCCUUGUGAAAACUACAGUUUGGUUAUCUUUGAAUUACAACUGAGGAAGCAUUCUGAUUACAGUGCUUUCUUCCUGCAGUGGGGGAACACAGAUUCUCAGGAGUGAAAGGGACAGCAUCAGUGCAUUUUUAGCUGCUUCUGCUCCCAAGAAGCUUGUUUUCAUGAUUGGACAGAAACAACAAACAAAUUUUCUAAUCUUUUUCCCCUCUUUGGCCUUUUGAGUUGGUUUGAAUGUCUAGGCUUGCAUUUUUGUUAAGUUAGCUUCUUGGUAUUCUUUCUGGUCACAGGUUUGUUGUGAGCUUGCAUUUUUGUCUUUCAUUUUCAAUUUUUUUAUUCAAAAUUUGAAUUUUUUUUUUUUUUUUUUGGUUGCUUUUUCUGGAUUCAGAAAUUGAUUUCAGUAGAGCAAUUAGGGGGCUUGCAUAUGCAUACUUAGGUUGUGUUGAUAUCUGAGGGAUGACAGUGUGUACAGCAGAGUGUAAAAACCAAUCGCUCCUGUUUUGACAAUAAAAGUGUGACUUUUUGCC
This is a messenger RNA of Prunus mume (Japanese apricot), 1585 nucleotides long. The record is from RefSeq and is a predicted model, not a curated record. NCBI's taxonomy places the organism in Eukaryota, Viridiplantae, Streptophyta, Magnoliopsida, Rosales, Rosaceae.